AUGGCUGGUCUCGCGCUCGCGCCGAUGGCCAGCCGUGCGUCAAAGACGUGCAUCAAGGCCGCGGCGAUCUUCCCCGUCGCCUUCCUUUACCACCUCACCGCGCUCGCGUCCCUCCCGGUCCAGGUGUCGCUCGCGACGGCGCGCACAAUCGCGGGCGUCAAGGGCCGGGGAGUGGACGAGCUGUUCGCAUCCUUCUUCACGCCGCGCGGUACACCCGGGUCUGUGGAGGACGUCCAGCUCAUCGAGGGGCUGAGGGAGAGGCAUGGAGCCGCGAUGGCGGCGGUGAAAGAGCAGCUGGAUGAUAGCGAGACGCGAUACAAGGCUGUGUACGAGAAACUUCGCGAGUCCGAGCGCAUGCGACUCAAGAUGCAGAACAGGCUGGCGCACGCGCAGGAGGACCUCCGGGCCGCCAGGGGCGAACCCGCGAGCCCGCACUCGCCGGGCUCUUCGUUCCGGAGCGGUAAGGAUGCCGACGCCGACUACGAUCACGACAAGUAUCCCAUGUACGCGACGACUGUCCUGAUGUGCAUCGCGCUGUGGUACUUCUACGAUUUGCCGGAUGCCAACGUGUUCGACCGCAAGAUGGCGAUGAUCUAUGCUCCCGUCACCUGGCUGCUGGUCAUACCAGCCAAGCACCCGGCGCUGAACAAACUUUUGAUCCUCUUCAACCUGGUGUUCUUCGGGUAUCUCCUGCACAUUCUGGUGCAGUGGAGGAGGGAGUCGGCUGCGAUAAGCGCUACGGCUCCCUCGGCCGCGAUGACGUUCGCGGGGUGA
This is a messenger RNA of Micromonas commoda, 774 nucleotides long. RefSeq lists its product with no specific name. Lineage: Eukaryota; Viridiplantae; Chlorophyta; Mamiellophyceae; Mamiellales; Mamiellaceae. The transcript is spliced from 2 exons. Bases 1 to 774 code for a protein of 257 amino acids. The record is from RefSeq and is a predicted model, not a curated record.